AUGGUCGUCUCCACGGAGACCUCUCCUACAGAGGAGGUUAACGGAAGCUACACGACGAUUCAUGUCCCAGGAGAGGGAAACGUAAAAAGGUUCACCAGCAACUCGCCGCGGCGAAAGUUCGUCGACGCUCGCCAAUACAUCAAUGAUCGGAUCACCGCUCUCAUGCAACUCAUCGAAGAGUUCGGAGAACAUUACGACGAAUGGUGUGAAGAUCCCAAUAACCCGAAAGCGGGCAGAAAACACUUCUUCAAGGUUACAGCAAGGGUGUCUGGAGACGUUGCAAAGCGGGUUACUGGAGGGACGCAGGAGAAGAAAGAUAUGAGAUUUUAUCUUGGAGAGCUUGAGGAAAAACAUCGUAAGUUAGGAGAAGAGCGGUUUCUGAGGAACGUUUGGCCUUCGUGGUUUGCCAAGUGAACAAAUGCGGGAAGAGAUAUUUCUGUGUCCUUCCUUUGGCGGAAAUAGAAGCUUUUUAUUGUUCAUUCGUACUUGCAUUAGUCGGAUCAUUUAAAACUUGAAGAUGGGUUCCUUUUCUGUCAGUGAUGUGUUUUAUGUGGAAACGAAGCGAUGAACGAGCCUUCAUACUAUUGUAUGACAGAAGAAGUGAAUCUUAGAUGCUUGAAUAUGAUGUCCACUUCAGAACUUUCCUGGUCUGUACCUUAGGUCUUCACCAUUGUGUCUGACCUAGACCUACAACCAAAGUCAUAAUUAUAGUCUAGGAAGUGCGAUUACAAAACACCUACAAGACCACGAGAUACUUGAGUCAGAUUUCUCCUAGCCAGUCCAAAAACAUGAGGCGAAGGGAUAGGCGAGUUUUCGAGCGGACUACCAAGAAUCUGAUAUAGACUAUCCAAAUCACAAACCCUUGACCAGAGACAAAGAAUCAUCCAACAGCUGUGAAUGUGGCCAUUCGACCAACCACUGUGAUUGUUGUCGACUAUCCAACAUUUGUGAAUGUUGUCUAA
Messenger RNA from Hymenoscyphus albidus, 962 nucleotides. The record is from the annotation of a GenBank genome assembly. NCBI's taxonomy places the organism in Eukaryota, Fungi, Ascomycota, Leotiomycetes, Helotiales, Helotiaceae.